CAGUGGCCUGAACGCAUUGUCCUCCUUCUUCGAAAGCUGUUUCAAACAAAUUGGGCAAUUCUUUCACACACUACUGCUCAAUAUGUUCGGAUUGCUACAGUCUUUGGCCUCCAUGGCCUCCAUUGCAUACCCUCUUUACCGGACAAUUACACAGUUGACGGCCUUACAAUCGUCCCGCAACAAUGCACUUGCCGCCCUCACGGACACGAUACCGCUCUACAGAAAAGAUGCUGAGUUGUUACAGGAAUCGCUGACCUACUGGAUAGUCCUAGCUUUCUGGUUCUAUUUCACUCAAAUAACGCCAAUUGCCAUCCUUCUUAAAAUAUUGCCCUUAUCUUCUCUCGCCAUCCUAUAUUUCCAAAUUUGGUUGGGGUUCCCUAUCAUACCUCUGGCCAACAACGUGAAAGUUUCAGGAGCUUUCGUCAUUUAUCACUACUAUUAUGAUAACAACAUGAGAAACCUCACGUUCGUAAAGUCGAAAUUCACCUCUGGUUUAGGUAUAUUGGGUGUUUACAUAUGUGAGCUAGUGAAAAGGCUUCCCUCUUCGGAUGUUUUUUUCCGGAUUGCCGGAGUGAAUGUUGACUCAUACGAGAAGUACUUCAAGGAAAUGAGCAGCCCUUCGGAUAAGAGGAGUGCACAAGAGAACAUUGCCUCCGCAGUUUUUGGGAAUGGGAAUGCGGAGUCCAAAAUUGGCGGAAUUUCCCAAUAUUUGACAUCCUUCGUAACAGGCUCCACUUAUUCCAGCACAGUUCCAGAGCCUAGCAGAGGUUUGGCAACUGCCAAUGCUGAGAAUAAACCUCCUCAACAAGCCGCAAAUGAUUAUAUUCGGAACACAGACACUACGUUCAUAUUAUCCUCCUUGUUUGCACCCUUCGGUUACAACUUGGAAGGGGCGCAAGUCGCUGCAUCGGCCUCAUCUUCGUCCUUUGCAUCGGUGGUGUCGCAAAAAGACUCCAAGACACCAUCUCCGACCCGAAGUUUUGAUGAUUUUGCAAUUGUUAGCGAGAAAGAUCUGCUGGAGGGCAGCGACCUGAGUGGACAAAUGUAUAAAGCCAAGAGAGCCAACAAGUCCAAAGAUCGAUUAUCAAGCAAAGGCAACGACUCUCCCUACAACUCAAGCACAUCUUCGUUUGAGCCAAAACGUCAAGCCAGCAACUUGAGUGACGUGGGUACUGUGAUUGAUGAGACGUCUGGACUGCUUGCUCCCGAAUUAUCCAAGCAAUCCUCUACUGUGGGUAAAAAAGCCACCUCUAGAUCAGGAUCUAGGUCGAGUUGGUUCAGAACAUCGUCAAGAGGUUGAUCUGGUUGUUUUUUGUUUCUUGGUUCGCUUCGUUUCUCUUCUUUUCCUGUGACGAUUUAUUCUAAAAUUAUCUUCUUAUCCUAUAUACAAUUACGAUUAUACUAUUUCUUUUUUUUUCCAUUCUUUUCCGUUGCGUUUGAUUUGUUUGAUACUAUUUUACAGACUUAAUAUUUGUUAUCG
Messenger RNA from Pichia membranifaciens NRRL Y-2026, 1480 nucleotides. RefSeq lists its product as hypothetical. The coding region runs from base 113 to 1300 and encodes 395 amino acids. The record is from RefSeq and is a predicted model, not a curated record. The transcript has a single exon. Lineage: Eukaryota; Fungi; Ascomycota; Pichiomycetes; Pichiales; Pichiaceae.